AUGGUGAAGCUGAACAGUAACCCCAGUGAGAAGGGAACCAAGCCGCCUUCGGUUGAGGAUGGCUUCCAGACCGUCCCUCUCAUCACUCCCUUGGAGGUUAAUCACUUACAGCUACCUGCUCCGGAAAAGGUGAUUGUGAAGACAAGAACGGAAUAUCAGCCCGAACAGAAGAACAAAGGGAAGUUCCGGGUGCCGAAAAUCGCUGAAUUUACGGUCACCAUCCUCGUCAGCCUGGCCCUAGCUUUCCUCGCCUGCAUCGUGUUCCUGGUGGUUUACAAAGCCUUCACCUAUGACCACAGCUGCCCAGAAGGAUUUGUCUAUAAGCACAAGCGCUGUAUCCCGGCCUCCCUGGAUGCUUACUACUCAUCCCAGGACCCCAGUUCCAGAAGCCGCUUCUACACGGUCAUCAGCCACUACAGCGUGGCCAAGCAGAGCACUGCCCGGGCCAUCGGGCCGUGGCUGUCGGCAGCCGCCGUCAUCCACGAGCCCAAGCCGCCCAAGACCCAGGGCCAUUAG
Lagenorhynchus albirostris (white-beaked dolphin) is the source of this 516-nucleotide messenger RNA. It is a transcript of the gene NSG2, whose product is annotated as neuronal vesicle trafficking associated 2. Gene Ontology annotation, biological process: G protein-coupled dopamine receptor signaling pathway; clathrin coat assembly; endosomal transport. NCBI's taxonomy places the organism in Eukaryota, Metazoa, Chordata, Mammalia, Artiodactyla, Delphinidae. The record is from RefSeq and is a predicted model, not a curated record. Gene Ontology annotation, molecular function: clathrin light chain binding. The transcript has 4 exons. Bases 1 to 516 code for a protein of 171 amino acids. Gene Ontology annotation, cellular component: membrane; endosome.